AUGUCGUCGCAAAGCCCCCAAACCUCGAGGCCGGGGACCGCAAGGAAGCGGUCGGAGAGUGCGUCGGCUCCAUGGCCUGCCUCGAUUGAUUCCUUCGACGCUCAGCCUGGGAGCAGAGACCGCUCGCAAUCCGUGACGCAAAAUGAAGGUCCGCGGCAAGCACCGAGUGCAGAGUUGGAUGGCUCCGAUCGUGUGUUUCCCAUUCGGUCGGUUGUCUCUGUUGACCCGACCGCGGCCCAACAUGCUUUGUCCCACGCGGUCUCGCCAACCCGCGAAGGUGCUCGCCAGUACUCGAUCAUCGACCAACAUACUUGGGAGAACCUACAAUCCCAGCCCCAACCAGUUCAAGAAACCACUGUGCCUACGGACACCCUGCGCCACGAAACGUUUGCUUCCGACGAUAAGACCGAACUGGCCACCCACUCCAUGGCAUCCCGAGUUGCCGAGCAUCCAGAGAUAUACGCAAAGGUCGAAAAUGACUGCCAGUCUGCAAGCAGCGGUACUCCUCAACCAUCAUCACACGCACCGGCGGACUACAACGAGUCUUAUGGUCAUGUCACAGCCCGGUUCAAACAUGUCAUGACCGACAGUGGUCAUGCCGUCAUUACAGGGCGAGGCGGGGAAUCCUUUCAAUAUUGCGAGGAUGAGCCUAUCCGCAUUCCGGGAGCUGUACAGAGUUUCGGGGUCAUGAUCGCGUUGCGAGAGGAGUCCCCAGAUCAGCUCGUGGUUCGGGUUGUAAGCGAAAAUGCCCACCAAUUUUUGGGCUAUUCUCCCCGGGAGCUCUUCGAGCUGAAAAGCUUUUGUGAUAUUUUAAAAGACGACCAAGCCGAUUCACUACUGGAUCACAUCGACUUUGUCCGUGACGACGCUUAUGACCCCUGUGUGGACGGGCCCGAAGUGUUUGGCUUGACCAUCUCCACACCGGAUGGCGAGAGCCGCCGUUUCUGGUGUGCGACGCACGUCAGUCAGACGCACAAGGAUUUGAUUAUCUGCGAAAUGGAGUUGGAGGAUGACGAGAUUAACCCAUUGAAUAUUGGUGGAUUGGAAACCCCUUCUAGUCCAACAGGAACGCUGGGGUCGUUCCCGACCCCCGAGCAAUUCGCUGGUAGCACCGUCAACAUCAGCCAACCGCUUCGAGUACUCCGCAACGCGCGACGAAGAAGGGGCGAGGCUGCAGCCAUGGAGGUUUUUAGCAUGUUGUCACAGAUCCAAGAGCAACUAGGUCGAGCCAACGACCUCGAUACUCUUCUGAAUACUACAGUUGGAUUGGUCAAGGAGCUGACAGGUUUCCAUCGCAUUAUGAUUUACCAGUUUGACAGCAGUUGGAAUGGUUUGGUUGUGGCGGAAUUGGUCGAUCCCAAAGUCACCGUUGACCUUUACAAGGGUCUUCAUUUUCCAGCCUCCGAUAUUCCUGCCCAGGCGCGGGAGCUGUACAAGGUCAACAAGGUCCGACUGCUUUAUGAUCGUGACCAGAUCACCUCACGACUUGUGUGCCGGACACUGGAGGACCUUGAGACCCCUCUUGACAUGACUCACUCUUACUUGCGCGCAAUGUCACCCAUCCACAUCAAAUAUCUCGCUCACAUGAAAGUCCGAUCGUCAAUGUCUAUCAGUAUCAACGCUUUCAAUGAUCUUUGGGGUUUGAUCUCGCUUCACUCGUACGGAAACUUCGGUAUGCGUGUUUCGUUCCCGGUCCGCAAGAUGUGCCGUCUUCUCGGUGACACCGUUUCGCGGAAUAUCGAACGUUUGUCAUACGCAUCUCGUCUGCAAGCUCGAAAGUUGAUCAACACUGUGCCGACCGAGGCCAAUCCAUCUGGCUAUAUCAUUGCUUCCUCUGACGAUCUGCUACAAUUGUUUGAUGCUGACUACGGUGCUCUGUCUAUUCGUGACGAGACGAAAAUCUUGGGUGACAAUACUCACUCCCAAGAGGUCCUUGCUCUUCUCGAAUUCCUCCGUAUGCGCCAGAUGAACACGGUGCUUGCCUCACAUGAUAUCAUCAAGGACUUCCCAGACUUGCAAUACGCCCCUGGUUUAAAAGCGAUCUCCGGAUUGCUGUACGUUCCACUAUCAACAGGUGGCAGUGACUUUAUUUGUUUCUUCCGUAAAGGUCAGCUCACGGAAAUUAAAUGGGCCGGCAAUCCGUACGACAUUGCAAAGCGGAAAGAAACGGCUGGAUUUUUGGAGCCACGCAGCAGUUUCGCGGCAUGGCGAGAGACCGUUCUUAGCCAAUCGCGCGAAUGGUCUGAAUCGGAUGUCGAGACGGCUGCGGUGCUCUGUCUUGUCUAUGGUAAAUUCAUCAAGGUGUGGCGACAGAAAGAAGCAGCCAUGCAGAAUUCCCAAUUCACCAAGCUUCUUCUCGCGAACUCUGCACACGAGGUUCGUACUCCUCUCAAUGCGAUCAUCAACUACCUGGAGAUCGCACUGGAGGGUGCCCUAGAUUCGGAAACUCGAGAAAGUUUAACAAAAUCGCAUUCUGCAUCCAAGUCCUUGAUCUAUGUCAUCAACGAUCUACUGGACCUCACCAAUACCGAAAAGGGCCACGAUCUCAUCAAAGACGAGACCUUUGAUCUUCAGCUUACUUUGCGCGAGGCGACUGAUAUGCUUGCCGGUGAAGCCAAGCGCAAAAACAUUUCAUACACUGUGUCUUCCAAGCCUGGCCUGCCUCGGAUGGUGGUUGGCGAUCAACGUCGCGUACGUCAAGUAUUCUCCAACCUCGUUUCCAAUGCCAUUCAACAAACCAGCUCCGGCGCCGUAACUGUUGAGAUGUGGCGGUCUGGCACUCAGGACAUGCCUGGACACGUGGCUGUGGAGAUGAUGGUCUUGGACACGGGAGCUGGAAUGUCAAAAUCCAAGCUUGAAGCCAUCUUCCAUGAGCUUGAGCAAGUCUCCACCGAUGAUAAUCACCACGAGGAGGAAGAUCCCGCGACUGUGCAAAACCCAGAGAAGAAGCGGGCGCUGGGGCUUGGGCUUGCCUUAGUUGCAAGAAUUGUUCACAACAUGCAGGGUCAGUUAGGAGUCAAAUCGGAGGAGGGCAAAGGUAGUCGGUUCAAGAUUCUUUUGCCAUUCAAAUUACCAGAGGGAAUGUCGAUGGAAAUACCGCCCGAUGCUGUCAUACCCAGCUCCGCGACUGUUCCCCCCACACCUAUGAUCUCUGAUCGUGAAUUCACCCUGGUGGGUGGAGUCGUUGAGCGUCGUGAAGGCCGACGACUCAGCUCUGAAAGUCUUCGCAGUGGAGGUAGCUCUCGCAGCGGUCGCAGCGGCAAGAGCCACGCCGAUCGUCUGAUCAGUGCCAUACAAGAACCUGCCCUGGUUCAGCGCGCCUUUAGUGACAGCUCCGAUGCGCGUCAGGUCAAGCUGUCAACCAGCCCGCCCGUGAGCUCCAGCCAUUUUUCGGCACCCAUGACUUCGCCGCGGUCAAAUAGCCUUAAGAAGGCAUCUUUUGCCCAAGAUCCGUUGGCUAGCCUGGCGACAGUCACCCAUACACCGCCAUUAGUCUUGCAGCCGUUCAGGACACCACCUGCCCCGGGUACCGCAAAUGUCACCGAUUCUGGUGUGCCAAUGGGAGCUGUCCGGGUUUCCGAACGAGAUGUUCAGCGUAGGGCUACCCAGCAGGCUGAGGAUCAAUCAUACUUCCCUCCCAUCCCGAUCUAUGAGACUGAAAACUCGAUCAUGACUUCGGCGUCUGCCGUCCCUUGUUCAACUACGCCUACUUCGGUCCUUGCUGCAACUCCCUCGCUGCUCCAUGUCCUUGUCGCAGAGGACGACCCCGUCAACAGCAAAAUCAUCCAUAAAAGAUUAACCAAGUUGGGUCACACCGUUGUACUUACCAGCAACGGUGAAGCUUGCGCGAAUGCAUUCACCUCAGCCAGCCAAAAAUUCGACGUGGUCCUCAUGGACCUCCAAAUGCCUAUUCUCGACGGGAUGGUGGCAACCAAGAUGAUUCGUGAAUUUGAAUCCAAGACUCCAGAUGCGCUGUCAUGCAACGUUCGGCAGAACGAACGCAUCCCUGUGUUUGCCGUGUCGGCUUCGCUGCUCGAGUCGGAGAGGCAGACAUACAUCGAUACAGGCUUCGAUGGCUGGGUCAUGAAGCCAAUCAAUUUCACACGGCUCAACGUUCUAUUAAGUGGCAUUUCUAACCGUGAAGCAAGGGCUGCAACCUCAUACGAGCCUGGUCAAUGGGAGAAUGGCGGUUGGUUCAAUACAUGA
This is a messenger RNA of Penicillium brasilianum, 4206 nucleotides long. The record is from the annotation of a GenBank genome assembly. Lineage: Eukaryota; Fungi; Ascomycota; Eurotiomycetes; Eurotiales; Aspergillaceae.